Molecule: messenger RNA, 1543 nt
Organism: Oryza sativa Japonica Group (Japanese rice)
Lineage: Eukaryota; Viridiplantae; Streptophyta; Magnoliopsida; Poales; Poaceae
Product: chitin elicitor-binding protein-like
Source: RefSeq, a predicted model, not a curated record
ACGCAACACGCACGCACGCUGCCCCACCUCUCCUCUACCUCCGCGCCGCGCCAUUGCGCCUCCCCUCAUUUAAACCUAAAACCAAAUCCAAACGCCACACUGUAACACACACACACACACUCUCUACUCUCUCUAAGCUAAGCUAAUGACAGCAGCAAUGGCGCCGCCGCAGCUCGUGUCCGUGCUGGUGGCGCUCCUCUGCGUGGCGGCGGCGUCGCCGGCGGGGGUGGGGGCGGCGCGGUUCGUGUGCAACGCGACGGCGCCGCGGGCGUCCACGUGCCAGGCGCUGGUGGCGUACGCGCCGCCCAACGCCACCACGCUCGCCGCGGUGCGGGCGCUCUUCCAGCUCCGCUCCCACCGCGCGCUGCUGGCGUCCAACGGCCUGCCGCUCUCCACGCCGCCCUCCGCGCCGGCGCCCUCGCCGCUCCGCGUCCGCCUCCCCUGCCUCUGCUCCGGUGGCGCCGGCGCCACCUUCCAGCGCCCCACCUACCGCAUCCGCGCCGGCGACACCCUCGACGCCAUCGCCAGGGGUGUCUUCGCCGGCCUCGUCACCUACCAGGACAUCGCCGCCGCCAACAACGUCUCCGACCCCAACAAGAUCGCCGUCGGCCAGGAGCUCUGGAUCCCCGUGCCCUGCAGCUGCGACCCCGUCGCCGGCCAGCCCGUCGUCCACUACACCUACGUCGUGCCGCCGGGGGCCUCCGUGGCCGCCAUUGCUCAGGACUUCGCCACCACGGAGGCCACCGUCCUCGCCUUGAACCGGAUGCCCGACGCCAAGAGCCUUCUCGCCGGCCAGGUUCUUGAUGUGCCGCUCCGAGCCUGCUCCUCUGCCAUUAGCAGUACAGCUAUAGACCGCAACCUCCUUGUUCCCAAUGGAAGUUACAUUCUGACUGCCAACAACUGCAUCAUGUGUGGCUGCAGCUCCUACACUUGGCAGCUGGAUUGUCAACCAACACAAGGAAUAAGCUCAUCGUUCUGCCCAGCUUCAAAAUGUGGAGAUAUGUUCCUCGGGAACACGACCACAUCGCCGACAUCAUCUUGCGAAAGCACGGCGUGCUCGUAUGCAGGGUACACCAAUAGCACAUCUUUCACCAUCCUUGCCAAUCUUACCACCAGUUCUACAUGCAAUGCUGCUGCGAUGUCUCCAAUGGCGCAGCAGGCUCACUCAUCGGCGUUCAGGCUGGCAUCAACGUGGUUGAGAUGGACUGAGCUGAUCGUUUGUCUUCAUGUCAUUUUCUUGUGUGUAAGCUUCCUCAAUCAUGUUUGAGGAGCAUUUCCAUUCUUGUUUUCUCAGUGCCUGGACUACUGAUUUCGUGGUCUCAUGUUGUGAGUAAUCUGGGCAGUGUAAGUGUGGACUUAAUAAGUAGCUGAUUGGACGUGUAAGUGUGGAUGGACACCAGGGGAACACAUGUUUUUGUGUUAGAAUGUAGAUCAGGAGACAUUUGUACUGUCGAACUCUUGCAAAGGUAGUUCUAUGAUUUUGCUUUUAACCUUUUUUGUGUUGAGUUCGUUUAUAGAGAGAACGGAAUUUGGCUUUGCCUGA